AUGUUAAUUUUUAGAAGAUUGUGUAAAUUCUCAUCAUGUAAAAUAAUGGCGAUUAAAUCAUAGAAUUUAAAGAAUCCACUCUGACUGCAAUUUCACCUCUUGAUGGAAGAUAUGCCAGUUAAACAGCUGUAAUCAAAGAUUAUUUUAGUGAAUAUGCAUUGAUGAAGUAUUAUAAUUCUUAUUAUAUUAGAUAUCGAAUCAAAGUAGAAAUUGAAUGGUUGAAGUUUUUGCAUUCUAAGAAUAUGAUAAAGCAAGGAAAUUAAGUUUUAAAUUUAACUGCUUUAGAUUUGACUUAUUUGGAUUUGAUUUAUGAUAAAUUUGAUGUAACUAAAUCAUUCAGAGUUAAAUAAAUAGAAAGUACAACUAAUCAUGAUGUUAAAUCUAUUGAAUAUUAUAUCAAAGAAGAAUUAGAUAAAAGUAUUUUAUUAUUAUGACAUAUUUAGAUCCAAUUUUACAUUCAAUGAAAGAAUAUGUUCAUUUUUGUUGUACAAGUGAGGACAUUAAUAAUAUUGCUUAUAGUUUAAUGAUGACUGAUGCUAAAAACAAUUUACUAAUGAAAUCGUUAGAAGGAGUUAUUAAUAAAUUAGUACAAUUAUCACAUGAUCAUCAUAAUGUUCCUAUGUUGAGUCGUACUCAUGGUCAAGUUGCAUCUCCUACUACUGUGGGAAAGGAAUUUGCAAACUUUGCUCAUAGAAUAAGAAAUCAUUCAGAAUUAUUAAGAAAUCUUAAAUUUGAGGCUAAAUUGAAUGGUGCUGUUGGAAAUUACAAUGCUCAUUUAUUAGCAUAUCCAAAUUAUGAUUGGCCCAUUCUAAGCAAAUAAUUUAUAGAGGAACUUAAAUUAAAACAUAAUCCAUUCACUACUCAAAUUGAACCUCAUGAUAGUGUAGCACUCUAUUAUUCAUAUCUCAAUUUAAUUAAUAAUAUUUUAGUAGGAUUAUCAAGAGAUGUUUGGAGUUAUAUCUCAAUUAAUUAUUUCGAAUAAAAAAGUAUUAAAUCUGAAGUUGGUUCAUCUACUAUGCCACAUAAAGUUAAUCCUAUUGAUUUUGAAAAUUGUGAAGGCAAUUUAGGUUUAUCUAAUUCAUUAGCUUAACAUUUUAUGAAUAAAUUAGUAAUUUCUAGAUAUUAAAGAGAUUUAUCUGAUUCUACUGUAAUGAGAAAUCAUGGAGUAUGUUUAGGAUAUGCAGUGGUAGGAUAUAGAAGUUUAAUUAAAGGACUUGAUAAGAUAUCACCUAAUUAUGAUACAAUUUUAAAUGAUUUAGAAAAUGUAUUAUCUAUUUUUUUAAUUAAUAUAGCAUUGGGAAGUCUUAGCUGAACCCAUUUAAUAGAUUAUGAGAUAAUAUGGAGUUCCAAAUCCAUAUGAAUAACUUAAGGAAUUAACUAGAGGAUAAAAAAUAACCAAGGAUUCUUUAAGAGAGUUUAUUUCAAAAUUAGCAUUACCUGAAGAUAUUAAAAAGAAGCUUAUGACUUUGGAACCAAAGGAUUAUAUUGGAAAUGCUGAUAAAAUGGCUAGAUUGAUAUGAU
This is a messenger RNA of Paramecium pentaurelia, 1521 nucleotides long. The record is from the annotation of a GenBank genome assembly. Lineage: Eukaryota; Ciliophora; Oligohymenophorea; Peniculida; Parameciidae.